CCAACUCCCAAACAAAGUGGAAUGGCUUCACUCUCCACCACCGCUACCACACGUGUUCCUACUUUAACCACCACUCACAGAACCUCUUCGACGCGAGCACAAGCUUUGCCUCCACCCCAGCCCUCUUCUCCUCGCACGCGGACAGUGGAGAAGGAAUUGGAGAAGCUGAAGGCGAAGGAAGCGAAGGAGAGGAAGGAGAUGGUCAAUAGAAAGAUAGCAUCACAGAAAGCUGUGUCUGUUAUACUUUGGAGAGAAGCCACGAAAGCCGUUAUUGACAAGAAAAAGAAGAAGGGUCCCAUCAAUUCCAAGAAGCUUCUUCCCCGAACCGUCCUUGAAGCCCUCCACGAAAGAGUCACGGCUCUGCGUUGGGAAUCUGCUCUCAAGGUUUUUGAACUACUGCGUGAACAGCUCUGGUACAGGCCUAACUCUGGUGUAUACAUCAAGCUAAUAGUCAUGCUUGGAAAAUGUAGGCAACCUGAGAAAGCUCAUGCACUCUUUCAAGCUAUGGUUGAUGAGGGUUGUGUUUUAGAUUGUGAAUCUUACACUGCAUUGCUAUCUGCCUAUAGCAGGAGUGGUCACAUGGACACAGCCUUCUCUCUUCUCGAGGAAAUGAAGAGGACACCUGGCUGUCAGCCUGAUGUUCAAACUUAUUCAAUCCUCAUAAAAUCUUGCUUGCAUGUUUUUGCAUUUGACAAAGUUCACAGUCUUUUAUCUGACAUGGCCAAUCAUGGAAUCAAACCCAACACAGUUACCUACAACACCCUUAUUGAUGCUUAUGGGAAGGCAAGAAAGUUUUCGGAAAUGGAAUCUAUACUUGUGGAAAUGCUUGCUGACCGGCAUUGCCAACCUGAUGUAUGGACCAUGAAUUCUACUCUGAGGGCCUUUGGAAACAUUGGGCAAAUAGAAACAAUGGAGAGGUGUUAUGAUAAGUUCCAGUCUGCUGGAAUCCAACCUAACGUUCAGACUUUUAAUAUUCUCUUGGAUUCCUAUGGCAAGGCUCAGGAUUACAAGAAAAUGAGUGCUGUGAUGGAAUACAUGCAGAAGUACCAUUACUCUUGGACAAUUGUGACCUACAAUAUUGUGAUUGAUGCUUUUGGGAAGGCUGGGGAUCUCAAACAGAUGGAGUAUUUGUUUAGACUAAUGCGGUCAGAGAGAAUAAAGCCUAGUUGUGUUACACUAUGCUCACUGGUGAGGGCUUAUGCACAUGCGGGUAAGCCUGAAAAAAUUGGUGGUGUCUUGCGUUUUGUUGACAAUUCAGAUGUAUCACUGGACACUGUAUUCUUUAAUUGCUUGGUGGAUGCUUAUGCGAGGUUAGGUUGUUUAGCUGAGAUGAAGGGAGUGCUUGAGAUGAUGAAACAGAGAGGUUGUAAACCCGAUAUCAUUACUUAUAGAACCAUGAUUAAAGUUUAUUCAUUUAAGGGCAUGAAUAGCCAUGCUAAGGAGCUCAUAGAGCUCCUUCCAACUGUGAAGAGGCCUCCACUAAAAAGGGACAAGCCUGACUUUUGAUGAGAAAAUCCACUGAUACACCGUUCUAAUAUGUUUGGCUUUAUCUGAUCUGUUUAUUUGUGCAUAUAUCUACUAGCCUUUGAAGCUGGCUGUUUCUUAACUUUCCAUCCUUUAGGAGAUAAAGGGUAGCAAUUUCUCAUGCACUUUUUUAACCUACUAUCCUUUAUUGGGUGG
Messenger RNA from Abrus precatorius (Indian licorice), 1680 nucleotides. Its product is annotated as pentatricopeptide repeat-containing protein At5g48730, chloroplastic. Bases 22 to 1506 code for a protein of 494 amino acids. NCBI's taxonomy places the organism in Eukaryota, Viridiplantae, Streptophyta, Magnoliopsida, Fabales, Fabaceae. Gene Ontology annotation, molecular function: protein binding. The transcript has 3 exons. The record is from RefSeq and is a predicted model, not a curated record.